CACUGCUCUUUUGAGUUUUUUUCCAGCUAAAGAGAUUAAAAAAGCAGCUCCUGUCUAGUCUCUUAGUCUUCAAUGUGCCUUCGAACACACCUGCCCCCCAUAACUCAACAAAUUACAUUCAGAUUGCAUCUCUUUUUUUAAAUUUGAUUUCCUGCCAGAUGUAGCAAUGACCCAGUUAAUUACGCUUUCCUGAGCAUUGUGAUUUUGACGUGACCUAAUAACCCAGUAUAGCUUUCACAGGGUUCCCUAUAUUGCUUCAGCAUGAUGGCGUAGCCUUUGAGGAUGUGGUUGUCAUGACAACCUCCUCCGGAAGAUUCAUAACCUCUGCCAACCCCCCGUCUGUGGUGCAGAUGUUCGCAUUAUCCUGAUGAGAAGAGAAGAGGGCUCCCACUCCACAACAGCCACUGAAAUUAAACAACUGUGUCCCAUUGAGCUUCAAGAUCCAGCUCAUCUCGUACAGAUGCAAAAUAACUCGCUCUGUGUUGUCAUGGGCAGGGGAUAAAGUUGAGCCCUGGAGGAGGAUGAUGCAAGACAGCAGCCCAGACCCAGACCAAGAGGCCAAGGCCCGGCAUCAGGCUCAGCUGGAGCAGCGCCAUCUAGAGACCUACAGGAACAUGCACCAUCUCAGAGAUGCUCUCUAUCGCCGCUACGCUGCUCUGCUCAAAGACAAGGUCCACUCCCAAAGAUUACUGCUGCAGCAGAGGGAAGAGACAGUCAGGGCAAAGUCAGAGAACAAAACUAAACAGAAACAAAAGAAGUUGUCCUUCUCCAAGCUGCAGCACAAUGACUCAUACCUGAAGUCCAUCCCCAAAACCAGUUAUUACCUGAUCUUUGACCUCCAGAAACAGUUAUCUGAAUGUGGACAUCUGAAAACCCACCACGACUUGGAGGACUUUUAUAGGUGCAUUAAGUAUAAUGGUCACCCAUCACAGCUACAGAGAAGUCUGCAGGAUGUCACAAAAAAGAUGCUGGAAAGCAGGUCUGCAGCUGAUUUGACAUCUCAGUACGAGAAAAAACAUCCCUGCACUGCUGAAGAAAGAGGACAUGAGGAUGACGUUUGCUGUUCCAGGUUAUUAGAGCAAGGGUCUGGUUCAGGGGAGAGUUUGACGAAGCAGAUCCUCAGUGGCAGCCAGGAGAAGGAUGCAAUUGAGCAAAUGUUUCCCAAGAUGAAAGUCCCCACGUUUGCAACCCUACAGCCGAACAUUAUGAGGAACUUCCAAAGCAAGAUGCCUGAUUUGAUUAUACCUGAGAUUCCUGAGAAGAGCAGGAAAGCAGAGAUUUACUUGAAACAGCUGAGACGAAUGCAUGAUCUCUGCUUAACCAACAUGACUUUCUCCCAAAGACUGUUGGACAGAGAGACAGACUUGCUGUGCUGGCAGGAGGAGCAAGGCGUCCAAGAUUUGGUGCUUCCCAGCAUUAACUCCAAACAAGGGGAGAUGAGCCAAAGCAACCAGCCACCUCUCAGCUCUCGGAAACAGCCAACAAGUGUCCAGAAUGACCAAACUUCAUGUCCACAACAGCUGAGCCAAGUGAUCUCAGCCAGCCAUCAGUGUUUUGAGACUCUGGUUUUGGACACAGCAGUGUGCUGCUGUAGAACACCAGAUCCCUUAUCCAUUGAAGAUGUGUGUCAACAAAAGCACAUACAGAUAAUUGAUCGUGGGUGUAAACUAUGGAGGAACUACACAGAAAACACAGAUCACUGAAGAUAUCACCACCAUAGCUCCUCCUAUAGGGACAUGUAGUGUUUUGUCCUAUGUCACAUUGGUUAACUU
Molecule: messenger RNA, 1772 nt
Organism: Lates calcarifer (barramundi perch)
Lineage: Eukaryota; Metazoa; Chordata; Actinopteri; Centropomidae
Exons: 14
Coding region: 522-1703 (393 amino acids)
Source: RefSeq, a predicted model, not a curated record